CCAUCAAGAAAUCAUCAGUAGAAUCAUCUCUGCUACUUUUUCAACCUCUAUGGGAUUGGCCUAGCUUGUGCUGCUCUAUUGAAGGAUGGGAAGACUCAGAAAUGCAGUUUGGAAGCUGUCCACAGACUUCUGGCUGGUUGUGUGAGGUGAUAUCACCUCUGAGUCAUUUUGGCCACCGAAGGCGGAUGCAACUUGCUGACUUUCACUUCUGGAUUUUCCCCUAUGGGCACCUGAAGUUUUUUCUUGGCCUCAUGACUAUGAGUGGCAGUCCCUGGUGGAUGACACAGAGGAUGUGUCUCUUGAUUUUGGAAAUGAAGAGGAAUUGGCAUUGAGGAAAGCUAAAAUCAGGCUUUGCUUAUUCCAUUGCUUAUUGCAACAGCAUGAUAUGGGAAAAACAGAUUUGCUGUGCCAGCAGAGAUUCUGCUGCAGGAAGGAAAUUCCUGGGUGGGUCCAGAAGCAGAGUCCAUGGAUUGGUUACCAUAGGGAGACCUGUAGGGGAGAGCCACCAGAAUGUGACAGGAAGACUCAUGGUUGGCUUACGCUGGUGGAACCAGAUAGAUGAAGAUGGAAAAAGUCAUUGGAUUUUUGAAGCCAAAAAGGUCUCUUUAAAUAAUUCAACUGGAACAGAAGCUGAAGCUAGAAUCUUCUGGCUUGGUCUAAUUAUCUGUCCAUUGAUCUGGACUGUAUUCUUCUUUAGCACCUUAUUCUCCCUGAAGCUCAAAUGGCUCGCACUUGUAAUUGCUGGAAUCUCCCUCCAAACUGCUAAUCUAUAUGGAUAUAUCCACUGUAAAAUAGGAGGACAAAAAAGUAUCACUAAGGUCACAUCGAGGUUUCUAUCCCAGACAGUAUUUCAGAGAGAGUGUCAAGAUGAAUUUCAAAAGCCUGGUCUAGAGAGAAUGGAAAUACACAAACACUAAAUGAGAAGCAGAGGCUCUUCAUUACCUCCAGAAUGAGGUUCUAACACUAAACUAGCAUUGUGAUCCACUACAUAAUUUGGCUCCAUUUCUCUUUUCAACCUUCCUGGUCUUACUGUACUUUGAAUAAGCUAUGCAUACUUCUUGAGUUGGGCCUCAUCCAAUCCUCAUCUUUCCACCCCUCUGAAGCUUUUCUUGGCUCUCCCACUGUACUGCCCUCAUAUGAAUUCAUAACUUAAAUAACUAAGUACCACUUAUUUGGUACUUAUAGACCAUCUUUUGACUUCUUGCUAGUAUAAUGGAAAAGUGCUGGACUAAGAUGACUAGUUCAAAUCUGACCUAAACUACUUACUAUUUAGUAUUAUAUUGAGUAAGCUUCCUUUCUGGUAAAAUGGAGACCACAUAUGUUAUGCUUCUCAGAAUAUAUGUAAAAGCACUUUGUAAACUUCUGUACAAAUAAAUGCAAAGUAGUGUUAUGUUCAAACUAGACAGUAUACUCCUUGAGAUCUCAGUUGUCUGUAUCUUCCUCAGUGCCUGGCACAUUGUAGAUGCUCAAGAGUUUACUAAAUAUAUAAAUAACCAUUUGUUGGAUUUUCCUGAUUAAAAACAUAGUUGGUAAUUUUCACACUGUUUAGCAGUUUUAUAAAUGGUAGGGUCAGUCAAGAGCUGACAAUAUAUGUGAAUGCUUACCUCUCUUCCCCCUCUUCCCAAGAAACUUUAGUCUUAUAAAAUCUUAGGAAAAUGUAAGCCACAACUAUUGGAGACCUUAUACGAAGGUACAGAAUGGAUGCAAUCUGGGUAGGUGGAGGGAGUAUCUAUACCAUCGAAAUAACAGAUCCUUAAAGGAUACUGAAUAUAUAAAUUAAAAUUUUUCUUUUUCUUUUUCUUUUUUUGAGAGGAUUGGGAAAAUUAGAUGAAAGGUUCCCUAAAUGAAUGCUGCUGCUGCUAUUUAGGUAGAAUUUAAAUGAUAACUAUUUUGUAUAUCUGCUUGAAAUAAGUCACAGAAGUCAGGUUUUAGAGAGGAAAGAUGUUUAUUUUUUAAAUGGCAUAUCUGGAAAUACAGUGCCUUACAUUAUAUUAACUCAUAUCUUAAUACAAAGUAUAUCAAAAUUGGAUGAUUAAAGUGUCCUUAAAAAGUGAUUUCAAAACCAGUUCAGGCUU
Molecule: messenger RNA, 2075 nt
Organism: Phascolarctos cinereus (koala)
Lineage: Eukaryota; Metazoa; Chordata; Mammalia; Diprotodontia; Phascolarctidae
Source: RefSeq, a predicted model, not a curated record